Molecule: messenger RNA, 5992 nt
Organism: Cheilinus undulatus (humphead wrasse)
Lineage: Eukaryota; Metazoa; Chordata; Actinopteri; Labriformes; Labridae
Gene: grm5a
Product: glutamate receptor, metabotropic 5a
Exons: 18
Coding region: 213-3740 (1175 amino acids)
Biological process (GO): G protein-coupled glutamate receptor signaling pathway; trans-synaptic signaling by endocannabinoid, modulating synaptic transmission; regulation of synaptic transmission, glutamatergic
Cellular component (GO): postsynaptic density membrane
Molecular function (GO): adenylate cyclase inhibiting G protein-coupled glutamate receptor activity; G protein-coupled receptor activity involved in regulation of postsynaptic membrane potential
Source: RefSeq, a predicted model, not a curated record
GUUUGCUGUAGCCAGGCGUCAGAGUGAGCCUGAGCAGAAACCUGCAGCGCUUUUUCUUCCUCCUCUUCUUCUGUGAUGGAAACGGUGUCUAAAGGGAUGGCAUCUGCAAGGCUGCAAACAAGUAAGAGGAAUUUAGCCUUCACCCUUGACACUACACAAGCUACCCGAAAACAAACACAGUCAUCCGUCCCUGAGAUCUAAGAGGACAGAGGAUGGCAGGAUGUGUACAGAUGAACGCAGGGAUGGGAAAUCCACAAGGGUUACACAUAAAGCUGCUGGCAGUGUAUGUGUUGCUGAGCUGGCUUGGCCUGAGGGACCAGUUGGGGGUCAAUGCCCAAAACAAUGAGAGAAGGGUAUUGGCUCAUAUCCCUGGGGAUAUCAUCAUAGGGGCUCUUUUCUCUGUCCACCACCAGCCACCUGCUGAUAAGGUUCAUGAGCGAAAGUGUGGUGCAGUGCGAGAGCAGUAUGGGAUUCAGAGAGUGGAGGCCAUGAUGCACACUCUGGAUCGAAUCAAUGCAGACCCCCUUAUCCUCCCGAAUAUUACCUUGGGCUGUGAGAUAAGGGACUCAUGCUGGCACUCUGCGGUGGCACUGGAGCAGAGCAUCGAGUUCAUUCGGGACACACUGGUGUCGAACGAAGAGGAGGAGAACCAGGGCAAGUGCACUGCAGAGCAAGGGAGCAUGCUAAUGCAGGGAAAGAAGCCCAUUGUGGGACUGAUUGGACCAGGAUCCAGCUCUGUGGCUAUACAGGUGCAGAAUCUUCUGCAGCUCUUCAACAUCCCGCAGAUUGCUUACUCAGCCACAAGCAUGGACCUCAGUGACAAGAGCCUUUAUAAAUAUUUCAUGAGGGUGGUGCCAUCAGAUAUGCAACAGGCCAGAGCAAUGGUGGACAUCGUCAAGAGAUACAACUGGAGCUACGUGUCUGCUAUACACACAGAGGGUAAUUAUGGGGAGAGUGGUAUGGAGGCAUUCAAAGACAUGGCAGCAAAGGAGGGGAUCUGUAUUGCCCACUCUGAUAAGAUAUACAGCAACGCGGGUGAACAAAGCUUUGAUAAGCUGCUGCAGAAGUUACGAGCUCAUCUGCCCAAAGCCAGGGUGGUGGCCUGCUUCUGCGAGGGAAUGACAGUCAGAGGUAUUCUGAUGGCAAUGAGACGACAGCGCCUCGUGGGAGAGUUUCUGCUGGUUGGCAGUGACGGCUGGGCAGACAGGUACGACGUCACUGACGGCUUUGAGAAGGAGGCAUUAGGAGGAAUCACUAUCAAGCUAAAGUCAGCGUACGUGACCUGGUUUGAUGAUUAUUACCUGAACCUGAAGCCUGACUCCAACCUGAGGAACCCCUGGUUCCCAGAGUUCUGGCAGCAUCGCUUCCAGUGCCGGCUGAGGGGACACCCACAGGAGAGCAAUCAGUACAACCGCACCUGCACCUGGAGGGAGUCCCUGCGCCAUCAGUACGCCCAAGACACUAAGAUGGGUUUCGUCAUUAAUGCCAUUUAUUCCAUGGCUUACGGCCUGCAUGCCAUGCAGCUAACCCUUUGUCCAGGAUAUAAGGGUUUGUGUGAAGCCAUGAGGCCCAUUGAUGGCCGAACACUGCUAGAAUUCCUGAUGAAAACCAACUUCACUGGUGUGUCUGGUGAGGCCAUCCUCUUUGACCAGAAUGGAGACUCACCUGGCAGGUAUGAAAUCAUGAACUUCAAACACACUGGUGAGGAGGAGUAUGCUUACAUCCAUGUGGGAAGCUGGGAUCAGGGUGGCCUAAAAAUGAACGAUGAGGAAAUCUGGAGUAAUGAAAGUGAAGUCAUCGCAUCAGUCUGCUCUGAGCCAUGCCAGAAGGCACAGAUAAAGGUGAUCCGUAAAGGAGAGGUGAGCUGCUGUUGGACCUGCACUCCCUGCAAGGAGAACGAGUUUGUGUUUGAUGAGUACACAUGUCGAGCGUGUGUCCUCGGCUCCUGGCCCACAGAGGACCUCACUGGUUGUGACCCAAUCCCGGUGCAGUAUGUGCUUUGGGGGGAUCCAGAGCCAAUUGCUGCUGUGGUCUUUGCCUGUCUGGGCCUCCUGUCUACGCUCUUUGUUACUUCUGUCUUUAUCAAGUUUUGGGACACCCCUGUGGUAAAGUCCUCCAGUCGUGAGCUUUGCUACAUUAUCCUGGCUGGAAUAUGUUUGAGCUACCUGUGCACCUUCAGCCUUAUCGCCAAGCCACACAUAAUCCACUGCUACCUCCAGCGCUUGGGAAUCGGCCUGUCACCUGCCAUGAGCUACUCUGCCUUGGUCACCAAGACCAACCGAAUUGCACGGAUCCUGGCAGGCAGCAAGAAGAAGAUCUGCACCAAGAAACCGCGCUUUAUGUCCGCCUGCGCACAAUUGGUCAUCGCCUUCCUACUCAUACUGCUGCAGCUUGGGAUUAUUGUGGCACUUCUCAUCAUAGAGCCACCGCAGGUGAUCUAUGACUACCCAAGUAUCCGAGAGGUACACUUGAUCUGCAAUCUGACCACACUGGGGGUGGUGGCACCUCUGGGAUAUAAUGGCCUGCUUAUCCUCAGCUGCACCUUCUAUGCCUUCAAGACUCGUAAUGUUCCGGCUAACUUUAACGAGGCCAAGUAUAUUGCCUUCACCAUGUACACCACUUGUAUCAUCUGGCUGGCCUUUGUUCCUAUUUACUUUGGCUCCAACUACAAGAUCAUAACCAUGUGCUUUAGUGUCAGCCUCAGUGCCACUGUGGCUCUCUGCUGCAUGUUUGUUCCCAAGGUAUACAUCAUGCUUGCCAAACCUGAGAAAAACGUCCGGAGUGCUUUCACAACAUCCACAGUGGUGCGCAUGCACGUAGGAGAUGCCAAAAAAGCGGCCAAGUCUGGCAAAUCUUCCAGCAGCAUGGCCAACCUCUUUAGACGCCGUGGAUCAGCACAGGAAGAUAUCAGCUCCAAUGGGAAAUCAGUGCAGUGGACCCAGAAUGAGCGCAGCUACAGACCCAACCUUUGGAAGAGGAUGUCGUUCCACGUGAAGAAAAAAGAAUCAGUUGAGGUGAAUCAGACAGCCAUCAUCAAGCCUUUCUCUAAAGGCGGAGAUACACCUGCAGAGUCAGGUGUCAAUGAGCAGUAUGAAGACCCACAACCGUCUCAGCCCCCCUUCCAGGCAGGAGAGGAUGGAGAGGAAACGUACGUGUCCGAGCAGCCUGCAGCAGUGAGGAGAAGAGGUGGGGACAACGGCCAGGGCGUCGCUAUGGCGGACGGUGGGGACAUUAGCGUCAUCGGCGUGGGCGACAUUGGCAGCCUAGGUAUGAUCGGCGGGCAACCUCAGGGCACCACCAUCAUGGACCAAAUCAGCUGCGUGGUUAACCGUUUCACCGCCAACAUCAGCGAGCUGAACACCAUGAUGCUGCCAGGGGGGGUCACCGUCAGCACCACCUCCACCACUGCUCUCCCUUCACCUACAGACGCCACUAACUGCCCACCUCAGUAUCUUGCAUCCAGGGGCAGAGGGGCUCCCUCCACCGUCACCACAUAUGCCGAGGUCGCCGCCGUCUCCAAUUACUGCGAGAACAGACAGGCGGGUAAGAUUUAUGAGCACCUUAGUAGCAAGAGAGCAAAGGAUAUGGAGGAGCUGGUGGCUUUGACGCCUCCAUCACCAUUUAGAGACUCAUCACUGAGCUCUGACGGCAGCUCAACCCACUCGAUGUCACCGGCCUCUGAGGCUGAAUAUGACCAACUGCUGCUGAGACACUACAGCCAGAGCUCAUCCUCUCUGUAAAUCACCUCUCUGCUUUUUCCUCUCUUUGUUUGUCCUUCAUUUGGAUUUAUUAAUAAAAACAAGAAAGCUUCAGACUCCACCAGACUCUUGGAUGCCUUUCUAUGUGUGGAUAAUCUGAAUAUUUAAGCAUUUUUUCUGACCUAAUACACCUACACAUGCCUCCAAUAUAGAGGACCAAUUCUGCAAAGGAAAAUGUUGAACUUAUUCUCUUUAAAGCCACUGCUUCAUAUUUUGUCUCUGAGACUGGAACAUCCUUUGAGCAUUUUUUGAUAUUUUAAGGAGAGUGUAAACUUUUCAAGCUCCAGAGAAAUUCUGAUUAGUUCAUGCCAUUAAAAAAAAAUAUUAUCAGUCAAAAGGAAAGGUAGUUGACCAAGCAUUUAUGACAAGUUUUCCUAGGAUUUUGGUAAGGUAUCUGAAUAUUUGGCAAAGUUUAGUGCCAUUUUUUACAGUCUUUUCCAUGAUUUGUUGUUUUAUUGUGAUUUGUUUUAAGACAAAAAGAUGUAUGCAGAUGGUAUUCACUCUGUAUCGACGUCUGUCCAGGAAGAAAAACCUUCAAGUAACUUUGCCUGUUCACUUUUCUUUCCCUUCAGGCGAGCAUUUUGUAGAGAAAGUGUACACAUGCUGCGUUUUUCAAAGCAGGAGGCAGAAGCAGAGGAGGACUCCCUCGCCCUUACCUGAAAUGUUUUUACAGAAAAUAAAAUCACUUCUAUCCAUAGCGGACAUCUCAAGGGAACUUAAACUUUGUCUUAAUGGAAACAACUUAAUCAGGUGUUUAACCCACAAAGACCUUAUGGAUGUCUUCUUUAAAUCUUUAUGAUGUGACUGAAUUGAAUGUACAAUAAGCUGUCUUUUGAAGUGGACCAAACUGAUCUUCCACCUCAGGAUGUGUCUGAACCAAAAAACUCUCUAAUGUCAGCUUUGACCUGCCAAACAAGCGCCGCUUCCUGUUUCCACUUUGCAUGAUGUCAAGAUUUGUUUGCACUCUUUAAAGAAAUAUCUUUCAAUAUCUUAUAUGUCAGGCCUAUUAAGAUUAAUAGAUACAGUAGCAAUGUUAUGAUAUAUGAUUGGUAUUUUUGUGUUUUUAAGAUUAGUUUUAGAAGGAGAGAGGAAAACGGGGUUUGUGUUAAAUUUAUUGCAAAAAAUGCUUGCUUCCAGCCUGGCUUUUUACCUACAUACGUACUGUAUGUGCCAGUAUCUCCCUGCUCUAAGUUGCGCUCUGUUUUAUUGGACUCACUUUAAAAAUCCUACUGGGAGCCAUUUCUCUCAAACAUUUCAGGCAUUAGUUUUUAUAUUUCACUACAUUUUUGGUAUGCAUGGACAUAUUCACUAAAUAUUUUCUUCCUGUUUGAUUGUUUUUGUGUCUGCACUUUGGCCUUUCAGCUUAUGUACAUUAAUAAUUGUGUGGAUUCACAGGCUAGCAGAUGCAGCUGAUGGUGUACAUGUGGAGGCGUCUGUUUGUUUAUCAGUCUUUCUACAGUCUUUUUUUCUUUGUUCAUUUACACAGGCAGGAAUGUGUUUUAUUCUGUAUUUUUUACUGGCUUUUUAAUUCAUCAUGGACUAUUGCCAUAUUUGCAUGCAGGUUAGUGCCUCCUGAAAUCAGUAUCAGGUGUAUAUACAACAUUUUAUGCCAACACUUUGGUGGCUAUUUACAGAAGACAUUUGUCCUGGUCUGUGUCUUCAUCUGCCUUUCAGGGUGCCAGAAUUAGUAUUUAGACUUGUGCUACAUUAAAGUUUUACCUAUAUCCUGAAUGGAAAACCUUCAUUUUUACAAUCAUAUGCAAUUCAUCAAAAUUAUACUGUUAUGAGAACAUCUCAAAGUUCAUGUAAGAAAUGUUUGGCUUGUGUUUUUGCAGCCCCACUGGACUAAACAGUGUCUCUAAUCUGCCGUUUUUUUCCUGAACACGUGUAAGUUUUUUUUUUUAUCGGUCCCUGCACUAAUUGUCUCUCAUUGAGACUCUUUGCCAUGAAAUAAGUUUGAAAAGAAAAAAAAAAAAACAGAACUACUGCCAGGCACAGUACUGUGCAGAACUUUAAACGUGUUUGGGCUAAAAAAUUUGGCAUAGAUGUGGCAUGUAAGCUGCCUGAGGGCACCAUCAGGGGUGAAUGAGGAUUGACAAAUCCCUGGUUGUGCUCUGGAUGUCCUUAAAUAUUACCAGAGGCAUGGGAAAAUAAUCUGUUGAAAAAAGCUCAUACCUUUAGGGUGGAGUAAAGAGUGGAUAUGGUGAGUGAGCACAGCUUAGGGUACUGUCUGU